Tyto alba (common barn owl) is the source of this 4767-nucleotide messenger RNA. RefSeq names its product caspase 8 (gene CASP8). The transcript has 8 exons. The record is from RefSeq and is a predicted model, not a curated record. Gene Ontology annotation, biological process: negative regulation of extrinsic apoptotic signaling pathway via death domain receptors; proteolysis; apoptotic process. Lineage: Eukaryota; Metazoa; Chordata; Aves; Strigiformes; Tytonidae. The coding region runs from base 2923 to 4371 and encodes 482 amino acids. Gene Ontology annotation, molecular function: protein binding; cysteine-type endopeptidase activity.
GAUCUUUAAGGUCCCUUCCAACCCAAACCAUUGUAUGGUUCUAUGAUUAAAUGAAAUAACUGCUUCCUCCAGGAGACACUUGCUGGAAGGUGGCAGCUGCUCCGGUAGUGAAGUUGUGAAUCUACAACAUUCCUUUUUUUUCAUAUUUCUCUGUGUCAGAGUUCAAUACUCUCAGACCAGGUUCUUUCAGAUACUCCACAUGAGGAGGAACUGGGUAUCAGAUUCACUUAUUUGGUAUAUUUGGUGCUAAUUGGGAUUUUGGUGCUAGUGGAUUUAGUAGAGUGAUACAGCAACAUACUGAAAUCACAACACCAGCAUAAUUUAUCAAUUGAAAUGUACAGUUGAAUCACAAUACAAACAUGAUUCUCACCAGUCUCUGUAUGUUCACCAUCAUGACACUGGGCAUUUGCAGUCACGAUGGAACAUGUGGGUUGAAGCCACCUCAGGCCCAUUGCUCUUUUCAAAGUUUAAAUGUUUUAUCAGUUGUAAAGUUUUUAUACUUUUAUAUUGGGCUGAGCUAUGUAUUCACACCCCCAUGCUGGUCUGGCUAGCUUGGGAAGACAUUAUUCUUUAUUAAUAGUCUUGGGGUACCUGAUGAUUCACAGGUGCAGCUGUCUUCUCUAAAACUAAGGUUACCUUCCAGUCUCUCUGAUGUUGAGGUAAAAUGAGUUUUCUCUACAAUACAUUCUUCCCUGAGAUUGGCUUUUUGCCCUUCUCUAAGCCGUCCUCCAGUGGGGGUGUGUGCUGGUCAGUCACAACCUGUCAUUAAAUUGGCAUGGUAUUUUGUUCUACCUGUUAAAAUCUGACCACCUCCAUAGCUAACAUUAUUGCCUGCUGAUGAAGACCUACUAGAAGGGAGAGAAAACCCCGUCAUAUUCCUCUAAAGGACUGCAGGAAGUGGCUGUACUGUGAAUAUGUGUGACAUGCAGCAAUCAAGGAGAAAACACUUUGAGUUUUAUGGUUCUGAGCAAAGUAUGCUCACACACACCUGCAGCAGUGUGGCUGAUAUGUUCUUGCAUGUAUUUGUGGUCCUCCCACAGAACUGAGAGGUAAGAAGGAAGUCAGAUCUGCAACUUUCUGGUUUCCUUCUGUAGCACAACUUGGAGAAUGGGGAGAGACAAUCCCCUUUCCUUUCUGAAGGCCCUCAGCUAUAGUCACUUUGCCUGUCCUCCCUUUCCUUCAACUCCUGGCUGAGAGGCCAAACGCUAUAGCAAAACAAUCCUGGCUUUCAAUUCUGUGUUUUGUUUUACAGCCAGCAGAAGCACUGCCACCAGAAGGUGGAGUCAGAAGGUUGGUAGAAAAGUAGAGUUGGUGAAUCAAAGUCCUGCAGACUUAAACUGAAAGCAGGCAAGAUCAGAGUGAUGCUGUUUGAACAUGGACAUGUUUAGAGGAGUUGAGGAGGUCUGUUACACAGUGGCAUGAAUCCCUGCCCAGUCAUUUGCGUCUUGCUACCUGUUCAUUCAGUUUAAUGUAAGUUUCCCAGAGCGGUGGUUAUGCCCACCUUCCACAGGAAGUUUGUCAUUCUCUCCACCGUAAUGGUUUUAGUGUGACUUGUUAAUGUGCUGAUCUUGAGAUGGGUUAGUGGUACAUGUGAGGAGCCUGCCCAUGUUCAGAUUGUUGACAGCUGCUCCCAUUGCUGUAAGUAUGUAUUUUCCCACCAUGUAUAUAAGGGGGUUCACUCUUAGUUCUCCAAGUGGUGCAACAUUCAGGUACUGUGGAGUUUUGAUUAGUUGAAUGGUUGGCUAUGUCUGUGAUCUGUAAGAUCUCCUGCAGGAAAAUGUGAUGCCCAGGAAGAAACGGAAAGAAAAUACACACCAUUUAGGAGAUUAAGCUACAAGCAGGGAAUCCAGAGCUAGAUUUUUUCUCAGGACAUGUUGGGUGUUCAGCCAUUGCUGGUUACCCUUUUUAUUCUGACCCCUAACAUGGGCACAUUCUGUCAGAAAUUAUUCAGAUCUGCUGCUUUUCAACGAGAGAGAUGUCAAAUUAUGAACAGAGAAUAUCAUGUUUAAUCUGCAAUUACUUCUGUGCAAUGCACUAAAAAAUAUAGUUGAGAUAUUCGGGAUUUCCCAGAUACUAAUUUCUGUGUGUCCUUUCUGUUAGUUGUGUCUUUGCUUGUCACUGUAUCUGUUCUGUUAUUAGCAGCCACAGGAAUUCCCCAGGCCUCCAACGUGGCUGGCUUUUGUGGGUGCCAACUGUCAUGCAUUGCUAGCUAGGUGAAACGUUGCUCUGGACAUGUCUUCUGAGCUUGGCCUAGGUCUUUUACAUUAGCUUUAUAUUUGUGUAGCCACUUGGUGUUUAGGCCUGAUUUUUCCAGGCUUAUCAUUGCAAAGAGAAGGAUCCUUACCUCCUUCAGUCUAUUUACUAGGAAGAGCUUGUUUUGACAUGACUUGAGGACAUAGCUUGCAUAGGGUUUUGAGCACUGAUAAGCCAUUUCUGUGAUAACAAUGUGAAGAUUUCUGCCUAGUAGAUUGUCAAACUUUUUUCUUGUUUAUUUGGGGGAAGGGACACUGGCUUUAAAUCAGAGCCCCAAAAGGCUCGUGAGGAGGAAGCCAAGUCAGUGUUGUUACGAGUUCCUCCAUUUGUAUUAAAAUGGCAAUGAAUUGUGAGUGACUUCAAGCUAGAGAGAGGUGGUUGCAGGAGAAGCCUGGGCAGAGGGAGGCCGUUAGACCUGCACUAGUAGGUUCAGUUUUCUCAAGAAUGGAUUCGAGAAUAGUCAGUGCUUUGUAACACUAGCUGGAGGGGGGCCUAAAGUGCAUCUGAGACAAAUCCUCUCUGCCAGACGAGCAGUUUUUAAGUUAAGUUGCGGGUUUCUUGGUUGAAGUUAGAAAUCGAGAAGGAACUACAACUCCCAGGGGCCCGGGCGCCGCCCCCUGCCCGCCCCAACCCGGCGGCGGGCGGAAGGGCCCUCAGCCCUUCGCGGCCAUGGAGCUCCCCAGGCAGCUGCUGCUGGUGGUCAGCGAGGAGCUGGACGAGGCCGAGCUGGCGGCUCUGAAGUUCCUCAGCCUGGAGCACGUCCCUAUGAGGAAGCUGGAAGCCAUCCAGAAGGCACAGGACUUCUUCGAUGCGCUGCAGGAGAAAGGGAUGAUCGAGGCGGGGAGCCUGUCCUUCCUGAAGGAGCUGCUGUUCCGGAUCAGUCGGAUGGACCUCCUGGCUGCCCACCUGGGCUCCAGCCGAGAGGAGAUGGAGAGAGAGCUUCAGAUCCCUGGCAGGGCAAAGGUGUCGGCCUACAGAUACCUGCUCUUUCAGCUGUCAGAAGAUACCACUGAAGAUGAGCUGAAUUCUUUCAAGUUUCUUUUGGGGAAAGAAUUACCAAAAUGCAGGCUAAACCCUAAGACUACAAUGCUCGACGUUUUCAUUGAGAUGGAGAAGAAGGGGAUUUUGGGAGAAGACAACCUAAAUUUCCUGAAGAAUCUCUGUGCAGAAAUUAACAUCAGCCUGUUGAAGAGAAUUGAAGAGUAUGAAUUAAACCUAUUUGGUGAAGAGAUGAUCAUCACAGAGGAACAGAAGGGCAGCACAGGAGGCCCUGAAGCGCAUGCUAGAUGGCUGGCAUCAUCUGUGGCACCUGACUCUCCCGGCAGUUGGAAUCAAUCUUCCCAGCUUGAAGCUUACAAAAUGACUAGCCGACCCCGUGGAGUGUGCCUGAUCCUGAAUAAUCACAGUUUCGCCAAAGCCAGGGAAGCAGUGCCGGAACCUAAAAACAUGAAGGAUCGGAAUGGGACAGAUGUGGAUGCAGCUGCUCUGAGAAGAGUCUUUAGCAAGCUUCAUUUUACAAUAGCAGAAUAUAGAGACCUCACUGCAGAGGAGAUCCGUAAGAUUGUGAACAUCUACCAGUGUGAAGACCACAAAGACAAAGACUGUUUUGUUUGCUGUAUCCUAUCUCAUGGGAAAAAAGGCAUUAUAUAUGGUGUUGAUGGGCAGGAAGUACCUAUCCAGGAAUUGACCACUUCUUUCACUGGACAGAAUUGCCGCUCACUUGCUGGAAAACCAAAAGUCUUUUUUGUUCAAGCCUGCCAAGGUGAUGCUUGCCAGAAAGGUGUGACCAUCGAAACAGAUUCUGAAGAGCAAGACUAUUCUGUAGAAACAGAUGCAAGAUUUCAGCUUGACUGCAUCCCCUCAGAGGCAGACUUCCUCUUGGGCAUGGCUACCCUGCAAGAUUAUGUUUCCUACAGGAGCCCAAGGCAGGGGACCUGGUACAUACAGGCACUGUGCCAGCACUUGGAGUACAGCUGUCCUCGAGGAGAAGAUAUUCUCACCAUUCUGACAGCAGUGAAUCAAGAGGUGAGCAGAAAGAGUUGCAAGCCAAAUGCAGAGAAGCAGAUGCCACAGCCCAGUUUCACACUGAGGAAAAAGCUCAUCUUCACUGUCAACUAAAUGGGAGGGAUCUGCAUGGUAGAGGGAGCUGCAGCAGCCUGGACGUGGCUGGUAUCAGCUAAGAAUUUGGUAAAACAUAACAGACUUUCAGUGUCUGCUCUUACCACGUGAGCAGAUGUUUUUAUUGAAAAAACAGCCAAGGAAUUAAGAAAUUUCAUACGUAUGACAGUUUAUACUUGAGAGCAUCUGUGAGCUGGUCUCCAAGUUGUGGUUUGCUAGCUAAAGUAUGCUUAGUGUUCCCUCAGCUGUAUCACACAGCUGUUGCUUUAGUAAGGUAUCUUUCUAAUGCAAAUUUUAAAAGACAACUGUUAUGAAGCCUUGUGUGUUCUGUGCCUAACUUUCGCAAAAUAAAGGCAGGGGAGGGUGCUGCAAAUUUUAUAGGAUAUAAUCAGCUCA